AUGCGUCCGUUGUUCUGGAGCAUCCUCUGUCUCGGCCUCGUUACCGCAGCCGAAUUCGUGGCCGCGGGCAGAGCCACCAGAUCUCUGGCAUUCCGGAAGGGCAGCUCCUUUUUCUACAGGGUGAAUUACAAGGUCACUUUGUUCCCGCAGACGACAAUCUUCGCUCAAGCGGCCGGUUUCAAGAUGGUGUGGGAGCUUCCUGCCGGCACGGGUCGGACAGGUAGGUCCAUCUCCGACGUUCACGAGGCGGCAGAGCUCGUCUACGAAAGCCACGGAUUCGACGGGAAGUCCUGCCUACUCAAAAACGUCUGCCAGGCCAUGGAAUACGUGAGUCGAAAAGACGGAGUCGUGGCGAAGAUAUUAAAGUUACUUAUCGGAUCGUACGGAAAUAACAGCAGUUCUUCGGAGGAGUCGGUUUACUGCGACGUGCACGACAGGAAUUGUCCCCUCCAGUUAAUUGGAAUUGAUAGCUUCGUCGAUCAAUGA
Dufourea novaeangliae is the source of this 486-nucleotide messenger RNA. RefSeq lists its product as uncharacterized. The record is from RefSeq and is a predicted model, not a curated record. Lineage: Eukaryota; Metazoa; Arthropoda; Insecta; Hymenoptera; Halictidae. The coding region runs from base 1 to 486 and encodes 161 amino acids. The transcript has 4 exons.